Coregonus sp. 'balchen' is the source of this 10932-nucleotide messenger RNA. NCBI's taxonomy places the organism in Eukaryota, Metazoa, Chordata, Actinopteri, Salmoniformes, Salmonidae. The record is from the annotation of a GenBank genome assembly.
UUUUGGACCAAUCAUCGCUUGGAAUUUACCAGCGCACGUUAGGACUUCCGUUUGUCUAUUGAUGUCGUUUGUGUGUGUUAUUUAUUUAAUUGUAUGUACAAAUUGCUGAUUAUUGCACACAAAACACACGGACUCUGUUACUGAAAUGUAACGAGUCACUGAAACCAUUAGCAUAUUGCAGACACGAAUAUCAAUAUUGUAGGACGCGUCGCGGACGAAGUUGUCCUUUGUUUUGCCAGCCUGCAGUGCAAGCAAGCUAGCUAAACUAGCUAGCUACGUUAGUUAGCAUCUCUAAACAGUGUUCUUUCUUGGAAAAUCUGAAUCAGAUCAGCAACUUCAAAAAGCAAAAUGACUUCAGCCUCAACGAAGGUAGGUUGGUUUUAGCCCUAUUUAUAUAUAUUUGUUAUUUAGCAAGAUACUGCAAAAACAUCUAGCUAAUGUUCAAAAUAGCAAGCUAAUUUGAAUUGGUACCUGUGUAAAACAUCAGCUAGAAUUAUUCCAAAGAUAAAUAUGUAUUUUACUGUCUUUGCUAUACCAAGGAAACUCUUUUGAAAAUACAUUAUUCGUUUUAUGACAAGUCAAGCACCAAGGACGUGGCUGAAUGAAAGUUUUGGCAAAGUUGGCAUGUAUGCACUUCUUUCUCACGUCCAUGUCCUUUGUGUGUAUAUAAGCCACCACAUGGUGGCGCUGUCUGCACGGUGCAGAAACCCCUCAUCAAUUAUCUCCUCUUAGAAUAAACAUGAAUUCUGCAUUAGAGCCGUACAAAAUACAAAACAAGUAAAAGAUGGACAAGUCCUGUAUUGAUAUAAUAUGCCAUCAGGUUUUGCCUUGCAGUUGUCAUACAGUCGUUCAUACAUACCAGGGUUGGGUUCAAGGCCAGUCAAUUCAGAUAGUAAACCAAAUUCCAAUUCAAAAAUGUUCCUCAUUCAAAAUCAUUGAAGAGAAUUGACCCCAACCCUGACACAUGGUGUACUGUACUCCAAACAACCUCAGCUACUGCCUCAAAAUAAAAGAGGAAAUAGGAUCAUUCAAAAGGUAUUUGUGUUUUUAAGUUAUUUUCUGGGUUCAUGUCUCAGGUUGGAGAGAUCUUCUCAGCAGCAGGAGCAGCUUUCACCAAGCUGGGUGAGCUCACCAUGCAGCUGCACCCCGUCUCUGACUCCAGCCCUGCAGGGUGAGGGCAACACAUACACACACACACACUAGGGUUGGGCCGAGAUACAUGAUUAAACCAAAUAUUGUGAUGUUUGACAUUGAGGAUAUAUUGUGAAGUGCAAGACUAUUUGAACUUUACAAUUCAAAACUGUGCAGUUUUAUCAGUUAGGCUUUAGGAUUAUGUUGAAAAUGAAGUCUAAAUGAAUUAAGUCAUAUUUUUUCGCCAUACGAAGAUCAUUUAUUGAGAAUACGACUAUAAUAUCAUAAUAAACACAAAAAUUGCACAGUCCGUAAUAAUUUAGUCAUUAGCAGCGCAAAAUGAUUAUAUUGGAUAUUUGGAGUAGCGUAUCGUAGAAGAGGUGUCCCCAAAUAUCGCCCAACCCUAACACACACACACACCAAGUUGCAUGUAGAUAAAGAACUGUAUCGAUUGGCCUAUGUAGAGUUCUAAGUCUAGUCAACAUUAGAAGUCUGUCUAUCUACUGACCACGACUUGGUCAUUUUUGGGCUUGUGUCACUGGUAGUACACUCUCUGAUUCAUUAGCUGUGCUCUGUGGAAUAUCCCUGCCAAGAAAAACACUCAGCGGAAACACUGCUGCGUCAUUACCACGAAGCACACAACACCCACCCACGCCACGUCCACCCUUUCUCAGUCACUGGGUGGUGGAGGUGAUCCUCUCAGUCUGAGGGGUUCUGAACGACGAUGAGGAAAUAGAGCAUCAAUUGCUGAUCACCGACAGUGUAACCGGUGUGAAAUGGCUAGCUUUUUAGCGGUGACGUCACUCGCUUUGAGACCUUGAAGUAGUUGUUUCCCUUAGGUAACCAUGCUUCGUGGGUGACUGAUGUCGAUGUGUUCAAGGUUGGGGCAAAGUGAGGAAUGGAAGCAACACUGUUACAUGAGCAUAAUGACUGAUCUACAAAUCAUAAUGGGUAGUUAUUUAGGAUGCAAGGUGAUUUGUAGGUAAGGGAUUCUGCAAUCUGUGCAGUCCAUCUGCAAUGUAGCCUGGUGGAUCUGAAACACGCCCUGUGUGUCGUUGCAGAGCUAAAUGGACGGACACUGAGAUUGAGCAGCUGAGAUCGGCCGUGGUGAGAUUUGGUGAUGACCUGAACUCUCUCAGCUCUGUCAUCAAGGAGCGCACCGUGUAAGGACACACUCUCCCUCUUCUUAGAAUAUUCUCCUUUCUCUCCCUCUUUUCAUUCCUAGUGGCCUCUAUCAAGUUGUAUAUGUCCCAUGCACAAGUACAGUGAAAUGCUUAACUUGCAAGCUCUAGCCAACAGUGCAGUAAUAUCAAAGUAGUAUAACAAAUAAUACAACAAAAUAUAUCUAAUAAAGAAACAUCCCUCUUCAUAUAUCAUUUAUUAUCUUUCUCCUUCACCCGGUCUCACUGUCUUACCCCUUGUGUCUUUCUCUCAUUGAACACUUCACGUCUGAGUGGUGUCCAGUCAGAUAGAUAUUUUAAGGUAGCUAGCUCUAAAGCAAUAGGAAGAUGGUCUAUCAGUGACACAAGCCCUGAUGAGCUAAAACCAUCACUAGAUCUAAAAUAUCACAUUCCCAUUUUUUAUACCCACACAUCCAUUGUACUGUCUGUCUACUAGUGCUAAAGAUCUGUAUCAAAUCAUGAGGGUUUACCUUUUUAAAGUAUUUGAUGACAGGUUACUGGUUGAAUCCCCACCACCACCGCUAACCUCCCACCUCGUCUCUCCUUCUCAGGGCUCAGAUUAAAACUACAGUCAAGAGGAAGCUUUAUGACGAGAGUGGAAUGCCCAUCUCCACCGACUCCCCAAAGAAGACAGUGAAGAAGACCGCUGUCACCACGGCUACCACAACUGUCAUCGCUGUGCCAACUGCUCAGGUCGUCGUGCCGGCAGGUCUCCAGGGCAACGUGACCGUGGCUCCUCCCGCUAUGAAGAAACAGAAGACCUCAGGUGAGUGGAGAUGGAUGGAUGGAAGAAGGAAUCAUUUAAUCAAUCAGCUUUGUAGUCAUGUCCAUCUUGGCAAUGCUUUUUAUUCACACUCCUUUCUUCACAGACACACUGAAAUACAUUUUAGGGCACAUAAUGAAGACAUGAAGUGUGGGAACCUCCAUUAUUGACAUAUUAUCAAAGUGUAAUACUGAUGUAUUGUUUUUCAAUGUGUGGGGGAAAAAGUCCAUGCAGAUCAAAUUAAAUCGUUUCAACUGAAAAUAUUUAGUUUUCUUGUCCAUAUCAUAUUUCAAACAAAGAUUUUUGCAUUUUUACAUUUAGCUAACCAUCCCAUCCUCUCUUCUUGCCUAUGUGUUAUAACGUGUUCCAGCAGACGUGACCCUGAGUGCUCUGAAUGACUCUGAUGUGAACUCUGACCUGGUGGACAUAGAGGGACUGGGAGAGGGAUCCAACUCCAAGAAACUCAACUUCGAUCAGGGUGAGAGAGACAACGGCCUUCUUUACUACUAUUCACUACUACUGAUCGUGGUAAUGCACAGCCUUUGCUAUUGACUGAUUGUGGGGAACCCAAUAAUUAGGCUACUGUUCAUCAAUACCAAUCUAUUACUGUAUCAGAAAACUGUAGGGCAAUUCCACGGAAAGGAAUUUUGCAGAGUCAAAAAACAUUGAUUUCAACGUUUAACAAACCAUACAACUCUACGCACAACGACUGAACAUUUUACAAAAACACAUUUACUGAAAGAACUGUGCAGAUGCAAAGUUUGGUAACAGAAUUUCGGUAAAAUCUCCCUCUUUAUGCGACCACAUUUUCCAAAAAUUCGUAAAUAUCUGCUCCGAAUUAAGAUUCAAUGAUGUCUGCAGAAAUAAUGGGGCGUCAGCGAUGACAUGAGACAUUGACUUUGAAAAAGUCUCUUUUAGUUAUAGAAAUACAGUAAGUGAAGUGGAUUUACACCCUGUAAUGGAAUUGUGGUAACGGAAUUUCAUCAUGGUUCUCUGAUCUGUACUACACAGAAAUGCAUAAUUAUGGAUAUGAAUGUCAUUGUUUUCAUUGUGAUGUAUCCUAAAUAGGUAUACAAAGAUAUAAAUAUGCAAUAUCCUCCUUUGCAUAUCUGGGUAUUAUUCUACACACUGGCUAUUAUUUGAAUGAGCAAACAAGACCAAAUUUGGUUGGUCCGGACCAAAUCUGAACCAAUCAUAGAUGUCAAUGUUUCACAAGUUUGGACAUCAAAGUACAGCACAGUAGAGCUCAGUAGAGUUCAGCACAGUAGAGCUCAGUAGAGUUCAGCACAGUAGAGCUCAGUAGACUUCAGCACAGUAGAGCUCAGCACAGUAGAGUUCAGUAGAGCUCAGCACAGUAGAGUUCAGUAGAGCUCAGCACAGUAGAGCUCAGCACAGUUCAGCACAGUAGAGUUCAGCACAGUAGAGUUCAGCACAGUAGAGCUCAGCACAGUAGAGUUCAGCACAGUAGAGCUCAGUAGAGUUCAGCACAGUAGAGUUCAGCACAGUAGAGUUCAGCACAGUAGAGCUCAGUAGAGCUCAGUAGAGUUCAGCACAGUGGAGCUCAGUAGAGUUCAAUAGUGUUCAGCACAGUAGAGCUCAGCAGAGUAGAGUUCACACACAGGAGAGUUCAGCACAGUUCAGCACAGUCGAGUUCAGUACAGUAGAGUUUAGUACAGUAGAGCACAGUAUAAUUCAGUAGAGUUCAACACAGUAGAGCUCAGUAGAGUUUAGUACAGUAGAGUUCAGUAGAGCUCAGCACAGUAGAGCUCAGCACAGUAGAGCUCAGUAGAGCUCAGCACAGUAGAGCUCAGCAGAGUAGAGCUCAGCAGAGUAGAGCUCAGUAGAGUUUAGCACAGUAGAGCUCAGUAGAGUUUAGCACAGUAGAGCUCAGUAGAGUUCAGCACAAUAGAGCUCAGUAGAGUUCAGCACAAUAGAGCUCAGUAGAGUUUAGUACAGUUUAGUACACUAGAGUUCAGCACAGUAGAGUUCAGCACAGUAGAGUUCAGCUCAGUAGAGUUCAGUAGAGCUCAGCACAGUAGAGUUCAGUAGAGCUCAGCACAGUAGAGUUCAGUAGAGCUCAGCACAGUAGAGUUCAGUAGAGCUCAGCACAGUAGAGUUCAGUAGAGCUCAGCACAGUAGAGUUCAGUAGAGCUCAGCACAGUAGAGUUCAGUAGAGCUCAGCACAGUAGAGCUCAGUAGUGUAGUACAGGAGAGCACAGUAGAGCUCAGUAGAGUUCAGCACAGUAGAGUUCAGCACAGUAGAGUUCAGCACAGUAGAGCUCAGUAGAGUUCAGCACAGUAGAGCUCAGUAGAGUUCAGCACAGUGGAGCUCAGUAGAGUUCAAUAGUGUUCAGCACAGUAGAGCUCAGCAGAGUAGAGUUCACACACAGGAGAGUUCAACACAGUAGAGCUCAGUAGAGUUUAGUACAGUAGAGUUUAGUACAGUAGAGCUCAGUAGAGUUCAGUAGAGCUCAGCACAGUAGAGCUCAGCACAGUAGAGUUCAGCACAGUAGAGUUCAGUAGAGCUCAGCACAGUAGAGAUCAGUAGUGUAGUACAGUAGAGCAGAGUUCAGCACAGUAGAGUUUAGUACAGUAGAGUUCAGUAGAGUUUAGUACAGUAGAGUUCAGUAGAGCUCAGCACAGUAGAGUUCAGUAGUGUAGUACAGUAGAGCAGAGUUCAGCACAGUAGAGUUCAGUAGAGCUCAGCACAGUAGAGUUCAGUAGAGCUCAGCACAGUAGAGUUCAGUAGAGCUCAGCACAGUAGAGUUCAGUAGAGCUCAGCACAGUAGAGUUCAGUAGAGCUCAGCACAGUAGAGCUCUACAGAGUUCAGCACAGUAGAGUUUAGCACAGUAGAGCUCAGAGUUCAGCACAGUAGAGCUCAGUAGAGUUCAGCACAGUAGAGCUCAGUAGACUUCAGCACAGUAGAGCUCAGUAGACUUCAGCAGAGCUCAGCACAGUAGAGCUCAGCACAGUAGAGUUCAGUAGAGCUCAGCACAGUAGAGUUCAGUAGAGCUCAGCACAGUAGAGCUCAGUAGAGUACAGCACAGUAGAGCUCAGCACAGUAGAGCUCAGCACAGUAGAGCUCAGUAGAGUUCAGCACAGUAGAGCUCAGUAGAGUUCAGCACAGUAGAGCUCAGUAGAGUUCAGCACAGUAGAGCUCAGUAGAGUUCAAUAGUGUUCAGCACAGUAAAGCUCAGCAGAGUAGAGUUCACACACAGGAGAGUUCAGCACAGUAGAGCUCAGUAGACUUCAGCACAGUAGAGCUCAGUAGACUUCAGCACAGUAGAGCUCAGCACAGUAGAGUUCAGUAGAGCUCAGCACAGUAUAAUUCAGUAGAGUUUAGUACAGUAGAGCACAGUAGAGCUCAGCACAGUAGAGCUCAGCAGAGUUCAGCACAGUAGAGCUCAGCAGAGUAGAGUUCACACACAGGACAGUUCAGCACAGUCGAGUUCAGUACAGUAGAGUUUAGUACAGUAGAGCACAGUAUAAUUCAGUAGAGUUCAACACAGUAGAGCUCAGUAGAGUUUAGUACAGUAGAGCUCAGCACAGAGCUCAGUAGAGUUCAGCAAAGUAGAGCUCAGCAGAGUAGAGCUCAGCAGAGUAGAGCUCAGUAGAGUUUAGCACAGUAGAGCUCAGUAGAGUUUAGCACAGUAGAGCUCAGUAGAGUUUAGUACAGUAGAGUUCAGUAGAGUUUAGCACAGUAGAGCUCAGCACAGUAGAGCACAGUAGAGCUCAGCACAGUAGAGCUCAGUAGAGUUCAGCACAGUAGAGCUCAGUAGAGUUCAGCACAGUAGAGCUCAGUAGAGUUUAGUACAGUAGAGUUUAGUACAGUUUAGUACACUAGAGUUCAGUAGAGCUCAGCACAGUAGAGUUCAGCUCAGUAGAGUUCAGUAGAGUUUAGUACAGUAGAGUUCAGUAGAGUUCAGUAGAGCUCAGCACAGUAGAGUUCAGUAGAGCUCAGCACAGUAGAGUUCAGUAGAGCUCAGCACAGUAGAGUUCAGUAGAGCUCAGCACAGUAGAGUUCAGUAGAGCUCAGCACAGUAGAGUUCAGUAGUGUAGUACAGUAGAGCACAGUAAAGUUCAGCACAGUAGAGUUUAGCACAGUAGAGCUCAGUAGAGUUCAGCACAGUAGAGUUCAGCACAGUAGAGCACAGCACAGUAGAGCUCAGUAGAGUUCAAUAGUGUUCAGCACAGUAGAGCUCAGCAGAGUAGAGUUCACACACAGGAGAGUUCAGCACAGUUCAGCACAGUCGAGUUCAGUACAGUAGAGUUUAGUACAGUAGAGCACAGUAUAAUUCAGUAGAGUUCAACACAGUAGAGCUCAGUAGAGUUUAGUACAGUAGAGUUCAGCACAGUAGAGUUCAGUAGAGCUCAGCACAGUAGAGUUCAGUAGUGUAGUACAGUAGAGCAGAGUUCAGCACAGUAGAGUUUAGUACAGUAGAGUUCAGUAGAGUUUAGUACAGUAGAGUUCAGUAGAGCUCAGCACAGUAGAGUUCAGUAGAGCUCAGCACAGUAGAGUUCAGUAGAGCUCAGCACAGUAGAGUUCAGUAGUGUAGUACAGUAGAGCACAGUAGAGUUCAGCACAAUAGAGCUCAGGAGUUCAGCACAGGAGAGCUCAACACAGUAGAGUUCAGUACAUUAGUGUACACAACUCAAGUGUGCUCAACUCUACUGAACUAUACUGUACUUUUCUUUACUGUCCCAACUGUAGUUUGUGGCUACUAUGAUUUCCCAUUGUAGCUAAUUCAAUUGCAGAAAUUCCGUUACCAAUUUGGUAAUGGAAUUUCAAGUUUUAAUCACUUAAUACAUAAACAAAAUUAAUAUCAGCGAAAACACGAACUACAGUGAGGGAAAAAAGUAUUUGAUCCCCUGCUGAUUUUGUACGUUUGCCCACUGACAAAGAAAUGAUCAGUCUAUAAUUUUAAUGGUAGGUUUAUUUGAACAGUGAGAGACAGAAUAACAACAAAACAAUCCAGAAAAACGCAUGUCAAAAAUGUUAUAAAUUGAUUUGCAUUUUCAGGAGGGAUAUAAGUAUUUGACCCCUCAGCAAAACGUGACUUAGUACUUGGUGGCAAAACCCUUGUUGGCAAUCACAGAGGUCAGAUGUUUCUUGUAGUUGGCCACCAGGUUUGCACACAUCUCAGGAGGGAUUUUGUUCCACUCCUCUUUGCAGAUCUUCUCCAAGUCAUUAAGGUUCCGAGGCUGACGUUUGGCAACUCGAACCUUCAGCUCCCUCCACAGAUUUUCUAUGGGAUUAAGGUCUGGAGACUGGCUAGGCCACUCCAGGACCUUAAUAUGCUUCUUCUUGAGCCACUCCUUUGUUGCCUUGGCAGUGUGUUUUGGGUCAUUGUCAUGCUGGAAUACCCAUCCACAACCCAUUUCCAAUGCCCUGGCUGAGGGAAGGAGGUUCUCACCCAAGAUUUGACGGUACAUGGCCCCGUCCAUCGUCCCUUUGAUGCGGUGAAGUUGUCCUGUCCCCUUAGCAGAAAAACACACCCAAAGCAUAAUGUUUCCACCUCCAUGUUUGACGGUGGGGAUGGUGUUCUUGGGGUCAUAGGCAGCAUUCCUCCUCCUCCAAACACGGCGAGUUGAGUUGAUGCCAAAGAGCUCCAUUUUGGUCUCAUCUGACCACAACACUUUCACCCAGUUCUCCUCUAAAUCAUUCAGAUGUUCAUUGGCAAACUUCAGACAGGCAUGUAUAUGUGCUUUCUUGAGCAGGGGGACCUUGCGGGCGCUGCAGGAUUUCAGUCCUUCACGGCGUAGUGUGUUACCAAUUGUUUUCUUGGUGACUAUGGUCCCAGCUGCCUUGAGAUCAUUGACAAGAUCCUCCCGUGUAGUUCUGGGCUGAUUCCUCACCGUUCUCAUGAUCAUUGCAACUUCACGAGGUGAGAUCUUGCAUGGAGCCCCAGGCCGAGGGAGAUUGACAGUUCUUUUGUGUUUCUUCCAUUUGCGAAUAAUCGCACCAACUGUUGUCACCUUCUCACCAAGCUGCUUGGCGAUGGUCUUGUAGCCCAUUCCAGCCUUGUGUAGGUCUACAAUCUUGUCCCUGACAUCCUUGGAGAGCUCUUUGGUCUUGGCCAUGGUGGAGAGUUUGGAUUCUGAUUGAUUGAUUGCUUCUGUGGACAGGUGUCUUUUAUACAGGUAACAAACUGACAUUAGGAGCACUCCCUUUAAGAGUGUGCUCCUAAUCUCAGCUCGUUACCUGUAUAAAAGACACCUGGGAGCCAGAAAAAAUCCUGAUUGAGAGGGGGUCAAAUACUUAUUUCUCUCAUUAAAAUGCAAAUCAAUUUAUAACAUUUUUGACAUGCGUUUUUCUGGAUUUUUUUGUUGUAAUUCUGUCUCUCACUGUUCAAAUAAACCUACCAUUAAAAUUAUAGACUGAUCAUUUCUUUGUCAGUGGGCAAACGUACAAAAUCUGCAGGGGAUCAAAUACUUUUUUCCCUCACUGUAAUUGAUAGGUCUACCCUUUCUUGUUACUUAUGUGAACUUUCAUUUAAAAAAAUACGGGCAUAAAGAUAUACUGAACAAAAAUAUAAACGCAACAUGCAACAAUUAACGAUUUUACUGAGUUACAGUUCAUAUAAGGAAAUCAGUCAAUUAAAAUUAAAUUUGUUAGGCCCUAAUCUAUGGAUAUCUCAUGACUGGGCAGGGGCGCAGCCAUGGGAGGGCAUAGGCCCACCCACUUGGGAGUCAGGCCCAGCCAAUCAGAAUGAGUUUUUCCCCACAAAAGGGCAUUAUUACAGAAAUAAAUACUCCUCAGUUUCAUCUGCUGUCCCAGUGGCUGGUCUCAGACAAACCCGCAGGUGAAGAAGCUGGAUGUGGAGGUCUUGGGCUGGCAUGGCUACACAUGGUCUGCGGUUGUGAGGCCGGUUGGACAUACUGCCAAAUUCUCUAAAAUGACAUUGGAGGCGGUUUAUUGUAGAGAAAUAAACAUUACAUUAUCUGGCAACAGCUCUAGUGGACAUUCCUGCAGUCAACAUGCCAAUUGCAGGCUCCCUCAAAACUUGAGACAUCUGUGGCAUUGUGUUGUGUGACAAAACUGCACAUUUUAAUGGCCUUUUGUCCCCAGCACAAGGUGCACCUGUGUAAUGAUCAUGCUGUUUAAUCAGCUUCUUGAUAUGCCACACCUGUCAGGUGGAUGGAUUAUCUUGGCAAAGGAGAAAUGUUCACUAACAGGGAUGUAAACAAAUUUGUGCACAAAAUUUGAGAUAAAUAAGCUUUUUGUGUGUAUGGAACAUUUCUGGGAUCUUUUAUUUCAGCUCAUGAAAACGUAUAUAUUUUUGUUCAGUGUAUAUGGGUUUUUGGUAAUGGAAUUUCAAGGCAAUGUUUCUUAAACUUACAGAAGGCAGAACAUUUUCUCAAAUGAAAUGUGUUGAUAUUAGUUGCAGGGGUCUUUACUUCAACAUUGUGUUUUGAUGUAUUUCUAAGACUUUUUCUGGUAGAUGUUUAAGACUCCUUUUCCACCUGUUUGACCAUAAAUCAAAGCCUUUGCUUAAUUCUAAUUUCUGGGAUGGAAAAUGGUUGAAGAAUGUAUAUAUGCCGUCAUUUAAAAAAUAAUAUAGACCCUAACUUUCAUUUGACAUGUUCCUAUGAACUUUAUCUAGAAUAUAUAUAAUUUUUAGAUCAACUUAGAUCUUGCAGAAACUAUACUGUGUAACAGAGUUUCUGGAAAAAGUAAAUUCUAUGUUCUUCCACUAUUUUUCAACGAAAGUGUUUUUGUGUGCUCUCCUCUACAGACAACCUGAACCUCGACUCCGGCCUCAUCAUGAACUCAAGUGACCUGCCGCUCCUCUCUCGUUGACCUCACCUUUGACCUUUCAGAAGGUCUCUGGUUGCAUCCCAAAUGGCAACCUAUU